AUGGUCAAGCUGUCGAACUCGAUCGCGGCGCACGCCCAGUGGACGGGGUUCACGCGCGUGUGGGCAGACCCUGAGCGCCGGCGCCUCAUCCUUCGACUGCUUUUCGGUGGUGCGACUGGAGCGCUGACGCUGGCGCUUCUCCACGAGACGUUCAAGGGCAUGUGCCGCACUCCGUGGGAAGCUGUUCGUUUAGUCGCGCGUUUGGCUGCCGUCGUCGCCUCAACGAUCGUCGAGUUCGUGGCGCGCGGGUGCAAGCCGAGAUUCAAGAACUGGACGCUGCGCUUCGACAUCCUCCGAGUCGUCAUCCGGGAGUGCGCGCGAGGUGCUCGCGGUGAGCGGAUGGUGAUCGACGCCAAGCACGCGCGCGUGAUCCGGUCGCAGAGCGCUGCCUUCGGCACUGUCCUGGGGUGGUUCGCUUGUCGACAGCACAGACGACGGCUGGAACCAGUGCACGCCAACGGGCUGGAGCACGUGUGGCUUCGGUCUGCAGCUCCGCGGACGCCCACGGCCAAGCGCUUCGUGGUGCUCUACGUCCACGGCGGCGGCUUCGCUGUCAUGAGUCCCAGACUCUACAUCGCCUUUGCAUCCACGCUCGCGGUAGCCAUCGAGAAGGAGCUGCGUCGACAACUCGGCACAGACGAGUCCGUUCAGGUCGACAUCUUCUUGGGCAAUUACCGGAAGGCACCCGAGCACUGCUUCCCCACGCCCCCGGAAGACACCGUCGCUGCGUACAAGCACUUGCUCCACACAGAGGGCAUUCCUCCGGAGCAGAUUAUCCUCGCGGGUGAUAGUGCUGGGGGUGGGCUGGUGAUGUCCACGCUGCUAAGAAUGAGAGACGCGAGCCAAGCGCACUUACCCUUGGCUGCCAUCUUGAUCUGCCCCGCGGUGGAUCUGUCUGAGAUCGAGACCCACAGCAAUUCGGAGCACUGCCUCCUGUCUCCAGAGAUGAUCGCCGCCGGUCGACUGGGCUACCACACGACGGCGUCCAACCCGACAACUUGGGCGGACGCUUCGUCCGUGCACUGUGACCUGCGUGGACUUCCUCCCGUGUUCGUCCAAGCCGCUACUCUCGACUACAUCUACCAGCACUCGGUGCGUCUCGCCCAGAAGGCUGAAGCCGAUGGCGUGACCAACUGGGAGCUGGACGUGCACCAAGACCUUCCGCACGUGUUCACCAUCUUCCCGUCCUACGUGCUGCCCUACGCACAGGUCGGUGUGCAGCGGGUCGCAGCCUUCGCAGCGAACACCUUUGCAAAGUCUUGCAACGACGACACUGUCAAUGCCAGCGCUGCGUAG
Phytophthora sojae is the source of this 1296-nucleotide messenger RNA. RefSeq lists its product as hypothetical. Gene Ontology annotation, molecular function: hydrolase activity. The transcript has a single exon. The coding region runs from base 1 to 1296 and encodes 431 amino acids. NCBI's taxonomy places the organism in Eukaryota, Oomycota, Peronosporomycetes, Peronosporales, Peronosporaceae. The record is from RefSeq and is a predicted model, not a curated record.